CUAUUUUUUAGUCCGCCCGCGAACUAACAAACGUAACCAAGGAGGUCUAGAUUGCCACGGCACUGCUUGAGGGAGGAAGGGCCAUGGCGUGUCUUCGUGUGUUGCGUGCCUACGCCAAUUUUGACACUACCCGCAUGCUCUUGUCGAAGUCAUCACGUUGUUGUUCUCCCUCUCCGACCGCACUUGUGUGUGGUAGAGUUUUGGAACCAGAUAGGAUAUCUAGGUUUGUUACGUUAGUUUCGGGUGCCAGAAGCAGUGUGAGAGCUGGCUUGAAGCGGAGUUCGGGUGGAGUCGUUGGAAGCUGGGAUCUCUUUGUCUCUCCCAAAUUGGAUGCUGUUCGAUCGAAGGUCUCUGUUGGUGACAAGCACCUUGCAAGCAGUGGAGUGCGCCAUGUUUCUGGGAUCGGAAGAAGUUGCGCAGAGCAUGGAGAGAUGGGGUCAACUUCAGCGGUUGCUGCAAAUGGUGGUGUCGAGACUGCAGCCAAGCCCCGCCGUUACGCAGUCCUAACUACAGGUCAUGCGCCCCCGUAUUGCGUAGACUCAUACGGUGGUUAUGGCCCGAUGUUCAUCGCGAUGCUUAGCGAACCUGGAGAAGUAUGGGAUGAGUAUUUUGUUUUGGAAGGUCAAUUCCCAAGCCCUGAAGAGCUGCAGAUGUACGAUGGAUUUGUGGUUACUGGGAGUCGGCAUGACGCUCAUGGUGACGAGGAGUGGAUAGAGAAACUAUGCGGAGUUCUUCGACACAUAAAUUACAUGCGGAAAAAAUCCUUAUGUGUGUGCUUUGGCCACCAGGUUUUGAGUCGUGCUUUAGGAGGAAAGACGGGGAGAGCACCCAUAGGUUGGGAGGUGGGAUUGAGGGAGAUAAGCCUUACGAAUGCAUUUUUCUCCAAAUCAUAUGCAGCUGGGGUCCCACCUAAAUUGAAAGUAUUGGAAGUGCAUAGAGACCAGGUUAUGGAGAUACCUCCAGGAGCAGAGCUUCUGGCAUCAUCAGGAAGAACAGGAAUAGAGAUGUUUGCGAUGGGAGAGCAUGCACUGGCUAUUCAAGGCCAUCCUGAGUUCUUUGAAGAUGUCGUCGUUGACCUCCUUGAGGGGCGCCUUGCUCCAAUGAUGACAGAAGCGGAGAAAAAGUUAGCCGAAGAGUCCUUGAGCAAAGGGAAGCCAGACCAGAAGACAUGGUAUCAAUUGUGCAAAACAUUUCUGAAAGGGCGCAAUGAAUAAUACUGGUGCCAAGGGUAUUCCACAAUCCCGAGUCUCAAAUUCAUGGAGGUACAAUCAUUUGUGGUCAAUAUCUAUGCAGACUCUUACUGUCAUCAUUGGGCGCAAUGAAUAAUACUUCUACCAUCUAGAAUGUUGCACAUCUUAAUUUUUUAGGGGAUCUUCUAGACGCAGCGUUCCACAGAGGUUGGUGCGAUUGUCUGGUAUGUUGCAACUAAUUAGUGUAAGGACUAUCAAUAGGACUAGGUUGGCUUAUAUCUGUAGACCUUUGAUGCGUCUGUUACUGAAAUUGAUCGGCAUUUGGUUCCGAACUUGAAAGAUUUCCAGGGUGGAACGGAGAUCAAUCUAUCAAGUUAUUCAGUUAUGAACUAGGCUAGAUAACAGCAUAUCUAUCUAUAUAUAUAUAUAUAUAUAUAUAUAAGUCCACAAUCAGGUACUCAGUCCUUCGACAGUAUAACAAUGACAGCUUCAACAGAGUGUAUCACUACAGUAAAUCCGCCGGGUGCAUUUUAUGUUGUUUGUGUGAUCUACCUGUUCCAUCGCCCAACCCACCUGCUGAUCAUCAGGUAAUACUCAAAUUUCAAUGCAACUUUUAUUGGAAAAUUGCUAGGGACUAUUGUUCCGAUGGUCUAGUUGACGGUGGUUGUUAGCAGUGUAUCGACAGAAAACUUGAAAUAUCAUAUCCAACAGUGAAAACUUCAAUCUUUUCA
Physcomitrium patens is the source of this 1921-nucleotide messenger RNA. NCBI's taxonomy places the organism in Eukaryota, Viridiplantae, Streptophyta, Bryopsida, Funariales, Funariaceae. The record is from RefSeq and is a predicted model, not a curated record.